UGACAGUGCAGGGCAUCCUGAGCUUCUUCCUGGAAAGUCUGGCUGUGUGGCUGCCCACGAGGCCUCUGAGCCACCCUUGGGUGCUGCAUGGACAGUGCCCUGCACCUCCUGCCUCUCCCUGGGCAGCACUUCCCUUUGGCUCAGGCAGGCAAGGGGGUGGUUUUGCUCUAAGUCUUCCUCUGUAGCCCAAUUGCUUCCCAUGUUAUUCACCGAGUCAAGAAAGGGGUGUCUUUUUGGGUGGGAUAUUGUGGUGGAAAAAGCUGGCAGGUCUGUUGCUUCAGAGGUAGGAAAGAGUCCUGGAAGUCUCUGAUAUGCUUCACUAGGAAACAGCAUUUUCUGGCCCUCCUGGAUUUCCUGAGCAGGGUGCCUCACGUUAGCACAGCUGGAGAUGCUACUUUUAUAAUUUUCUUAUGGAAAAGUGCAGUUCUUGGUGGCUCCAAAGAAAGACCACUUGUGGGCAGUGGGAUGUGAGGGGAUAGGAACCCCGCUGACUUCAGUGUGGGGCAAUCCAAAUCUCCUCUGCCCACGGGUUUGGGCAUCUCCAAGUGCAGCCUGAGGUCAGUGUGCCCAGAAGGGCUGAGCUGGCUUGUGCUCUCCCAGAUGAACCCGUGGUAAUGAAGGAUGGUGGUGGGGGGACAUGGAGACUUCAGGAGAUGUCCCAUGGGGGCUGUGGGGCUCAUCUCUGUGGCACAUUCUGCUCCUUCCUCAUCUGUCUCCUAAGCAGGAAUCUCUAGGCCUUUGUUGUCAGUAGAAGGAAGGAUUUAUGAGGUUUGGUGUGUUGGUAUGGUUGAGGGUACCUAGGGUUUGGCUUUCCAUGUGCUUCCCCACCACAAAAAUAACCCCACAAAAAAGCAGUGAGACUGGAAGUGCCCACAGAAACCCUUGUGCCAGGGCACCGUUGUUGGUCUAAAACAACCUCUCCCCCUGCAGCAGCACGGUCCCCGUGAGCCAAGCCCUGAUACCCAUCUCUGAAAUGUUGGUGGUAGACUGAGAUCCUGACAGCAGGGUGAUGCCAGAAGGAGCCCGGCAUGCCGUACCUGGACCGACAGAACCGUAUCUGCGGCUUCCUGGACAUCGAAGAAAAUGAGACCUGUGGCAAGUUUCUGCGGAGGUAUUUCAUCCUGGACACGCAGGCCAACCACCUCCUGUGGUACAUGGACAAUCCUCAGAACCUGGCCAUCGGAGCAGGUGCUGUCGGAUCUCUGCAGCUGACCUAUAUCUCCAAGGUUAGCAUUGCCACCCCGAAACAGAAGCCAAAAACUCCGUUCUGCUUUGUUAUCAACGCCCUCUCCCAGCGCUAUUUCUUGCAAGCCAGUGACCAAAAGGACCUGCAGGACUGGGUGGAGGCACUGAACAAGGCCAGUAAGAUCACGGUGCCAAAGGGUGGCAGCGUCCCACCAGCCACAGAAAUCACCAAGCCUCCAGUGGUGCCCCAGGCCCAGGAGAGGAAGCCCCAGGUGGCCUACAAAACCGAGAUUGUUGGGGGGGUAGUGGUCCACACGCCCAUCUCCAUCAACCAGGACGGGGAGGGCAGCGAGGCGGGUGCCCACCCUCUGCUGCGGCGCUCGCAGAGCUACAUCCCCCCCUCGGCCACCAAGCCGCCCGCCGGGCCAGCUCCCCUCAAGAGCGGCUUCUGCGUCAAGCAGGGCAACGUGAGGAAGAGCUGGAAGCGGCGGUACUUUGUUCUGGAUGAGUUUUCCAUCAGUUACUACAAGUGUGAGCAGGACAAGGAGCCUUUGCGUUCGAUUCUCUUGAAAGAUGUUUGCAAGACCCACGAGUGCCUGGUCAAGUCUGGUGACCUCCUGAUGCGAGACAACCUCUUUGAAGUCAUAACAAGCUCCAGGACCUUCUACAUCCAGGCAGACAGCCCCGAGGAGAUGCACAGCUGGAUCCGCGCAAUCACAGGGGCGGUGCAGGCCCUGAAAACCCGUCCCAGGGAGAUGUCCUUUAUGAGAGCCACCUCCGUGGCCAGGCCGGGCGGCUCCUCAGGCCCCUCGCAGCCGCGGCCGUCGGCGGAGGAGCGGCGAGCCUCGUGCAAGGCGCCCUCCACGAGCUCCUGGCAGCCCUGGACGCCGGUGCCGCAGGCCGAGGGGCAGCGGCCGGCGCUGGGGGGGCUGCCAGCCCCGCUCAGGGACUCGGUGUUCGUGCCGGCGCUCACGGAGCGCCAGGGCAGGGCCGCGGCCGGCACGCGCCUGCGGCACCGCUCCGAGCCGCAGCACCUCAAGGAGAAGCCGUUCGCCUUCGACCUGGAUGAUGAAAGUAUCCGGACCUCCGACGUGUGAGAGAGCACCGAGACACCCCCCCGGCUCCACGCGCCGCCUCCCCGGAUCCCCGUGGGGCGCUUUGGGUCCCUUCCCUCCGGCACAGCCUUCCCUGUGACACAGGACCCACGUCCACACGGCGCACCACCCCACCACAGGGUCCCUGGCUGCUCCUGCCCACGCCUGGCCCCAGUGGUUCCAUGUCUUGGAAGGUGCUUCAGGCACUGCCGGCGCUCACUGUGCAGGGCAGGAGAUGCUGGGGACCUGCAGAGGGGACAUCUUCUGCAAUUGCGUUGUUUCCCCCACAAACCAGGUCUGGAGGAAGUGGCAGGUCUUGAAGGCGUGAGGGGGAGUGUGGCCUUUCUUGUGUUUGUGAAAUGUUUCUCUCCCCUUUGCUGCUGCUCAGAUUCCCCAGGGCAGAGCUGGGAGCCACCAGCCUGCAGCUGCCCACACAGGGGACUCACUGCAGCUUCCCCUUACGGUGACUUAUUCCCUCAGAGAUCUUCCCACUGCCCACACAAGGGUUUAUCAGCAAUCUGCUGGCUUUUAAUUAUGUCUUUUUAUACCUGUGGCUCCUGUUGAACCCCAGCCUGGGCAGGUACUCAGCCCCUCCAAAACGCUUUUGGUACUUCCUGAGCAUGAGCCAGGGCAGGCAGCUGGAGCCACGGUGGCUCUCAGGUGGGAGAACCCUCAGGUGUGAGGUUGGUUUUGCACUGCACACACCUGGGCACAGGUAGCCAUGCCAGAUGGUGAAGGGCUUUUAGUGAAAAGCACUGAAACCCAGCCCUGAUGGAGCUGGGCAGACUUGUCCGGCCAACUCACCCACUGCCUGCCCGAGAUGGAAACCAGCAGGAGUUUCUAGAGCAAUGUGAAUCGUCAUUUCCAUAACCUAAUGAGCUCCUGUAGGUGUGAUAAGUAGUGUGUAGAAAAUCCAGGUGUUCCCUUGGCAGAGAUUGCCUGAUACCUUCACCUUGUAAGUGUGUGCAAUCCCCACAAGUGUGUGCAAUCCCCACAAGUGUGUGCAAUCCCCACAAGUGUGUGCAAUCCCUGCGUGCAGAGCGAGACCUCAGCUCCCCUUUCCCUUCCCUGGCUGUGACACGUCCUCUGCUCUGCAAGCUCAGCCCAGUGUGUUCCCCGGGAGCAGAACAUCUGCUUUGUCCCAGCCCUUUUGGGGCCUCCAGCUGUUUGGCAGCUGUGCCUGAGCCUUGACUAGCCUGACUGACCUUAGUGUGAUGCCAGUUGUACUUUCCUGCCUCAGUGCCUGUGGGGCUGCUGCAGGAUGGGCACAGCACAGGCACCUCUGUGCUGCUGGGGGAGGCACGAAUGGGCUCCCUCAAGUUCCAGGGGGAAGAGGGUCUCAAAGGGGAUUGUGUGGAGGUGUUGGAGGACACAGAGACCAUGAAAAUGAGUGGGAAUCGAUGCAAACGGUACAGGGUGAGUGUUAAUAUUAUUUAAUUGUAGCUACCUUGAUCCUGCUGUUCCUUUUUCUGCUCCUUUUUGCUUUAUUUGCACUAGAGUUUGAAACUUUCAUUUUUUUAGGCUGACUUGCUGUUUGGCUCCUAACACUGUUUUAGUAGUUUGGCAAGCCCACCCAUCAGAGAGUUGCAGUGUUCUGAUCUCAGUUUUUGGAGAGCAGGGAAUGCAGAGGGAUGAUGGUUCCUUUGUGCAAGGCCUUGGAACCACAGACUCCUGAGCAUUCCUGGUGCUUGAUAAUUGCACAGUUUCCUCAGGCCUGGGAAGGUAAAGCAGAGGCUUGUUGCACAAUUAAGGUAAUUAUCCAGGAGCAGAAACUACCAGUGGCUCCAGCACUAUUGCAACAUUCCUCUUGCUCGUUCCCACCCUCCUGCAUCCCCAGGACAGCACAGAGGCUGAAGGUGAGGUUCAGACAAGCGUGGAGCUCAGCUGGGCUCCAGAGCCGUCCACAACACAGGUGGUGUUGGGAGGGAGGGAUUUCCCUGCCGUUCCAGGGGGCUGGGUGGAUGCAGCCAGACCUGGAUGGAGCUUUGUGGUUGUUUCAAAUCAAACUGGUUUCCCUCAGCUCUGUGUUGGCUCCCGGCUCAGGCGUGGAUGGACGCACCCCCCAGAGCUGCUCCCUCCUGAAUCGUGUGCUGUGGGUGCUGCACAUUUGGGGGCAGAGUGCUGGGAGAGAGGGGUUUGCUAUUCCCAGGUGGUUCCAGAUGUUUCUGGAAGUGCUGCCUGGGGAUUCCAAGUGCUCUUAGGGCUGGGGCCCUCUGUGACUCCCGGGGUGGGGGCUACGUGCCUCCCACCCCUCGCCUGUACAUGCUGCAAUGCCCUUUGUCCCCCGUGUUUUUAAAUAAAGAAGGAAAUGCCAGUUACUUUC
Passer domesticus (house sparrow) is the source of this 4602-nucleotide messenger RNA. RefSeq names its product pleckstrin homology domain containing A2 (gene PLEKHA2). The record is from RefSeq and is a predicted model, not a curated record. Lineage: Eukaryota; Metazoa; Chordata; Aves; Passeriformes; Passeridae. The transcript is spliced from 12 exons. The coding region runs from base 1029 to 2282 and encodes 417 amino acids.